Rana temporaria (common frog) is the source of this 11190-nucleotide messenger RNA. It is a transcript of the gene BOD1L1, whose product is annotated as biorientation of chromosomes in cell division 1 like 1. NCBI's taxonomy places the organism in Eukaryota, Metazoa, Chordata, Amphibia, Anura, Ranidae. The record is from RefSeq and is a predicted model, not a curated record. The coding region runs from base 73 to 9942 and encodes 3289 amino acids. The transcript has 23 exons.
CGGUGUUUCCGGGUCAGGUGUCGCGGCUGCGUUUGUUUUGGGUGAUGAGCCCGGGGCACCUCGCUGCAGAGUAUGGCCAAUCUACCGCCCGGGGAUCCUAAACUCGUGUCUCUGAUCGUCAAUCACCUCAAGAGCCAAGGACUGUUCGACCAGUUCCGCCGAGACUGUCUGGCUGAUGUGGACACCAAGCCUGCAUACCAAAAUUUGAGACAACGAGUUGACAAUUUUGUAUCUAACCACUUGGCAAAUCACACCUGGAGCCCCCAUCUGAACAAGAAUCAGCUGAGGAAUAAUAUCAGGCAACAGGUGCUCAAGUCUGGAAUGCUUGAAGCCGGUAUUGACCGCAUUAUAUCCCAAGUGGUGGAUCCAAAGAUAAACCACACAUUUAGACCUCAAGUGGAAAAAGUUGUACAAGAUUUUCUGGCUACACUACAUAACAAGGAGGAUGCCAGUGCAAAUCAUGAGCAGACCGAAGAGAAGUUUGAAUCAUCGGUUUCCAACACUGGUUCCAUCUCUGCAGUUGGGCCUAGCACGAGUGUAGCAAAUGAUGCCAUGUCUAUUUUGGAAGCCAUAAGUUCCCUAAAUCAAGAGGCUACAGCGGCCCGGGCCCUAACAGAAAAUGCAAAUCAUAAAAACACAGAAAAGGUCUCCAGAAGACUUACACUGCAGAAUGUAGAUGCGUCGCUGGAGAAAGACCGCCCUCCAGAAGAGACUCAGGACAACGAAAAACCUGUCCCUGAAGUUCCCAGUGACAGUGUUGAGCAGGUUGUUAAGCCGGAAGAUACAACUGACAUGUUACCACCAGUGGAAGAAAAUAAAAAUGUAGUCGGUGAAAUCAUUGGCUCUUCUCAAAGCAAAGACAUUGUUAAUGAUAUUGAUGAGCAACGACCUAAAGCAGCUGAGAAGGCAGAGAAAAAAAAUGAGGUCAUUGAAAAAGUUGAAAAGAAGGAAGAGAAAAAAGAAACCAAGACAGAGAAGAAGAAUGAACAUGUAAGAAAGACUGAUGAGGCCACAAGGCAGAAGGAGGAAAAACCUGUGAAGGAAAAAGAGGGUGAUGCAGAAUCUGUAAAAUACAUCAUUGAAAAGAGCAUCAGUAAGCAGAAGCCUAUUGAGCCUGUGAAAGAAGAAUGUCCAUCUAUUGAUUCAGACCUGGAUGCUAUGUCAGAUGUGACGGUUAGUUCAGUCCACACCAGUGACUUGUCCUCAUUUGAAGAAGAGAGUGACGAUGAAGAUGAGGCUGUGUCAGACAGCACAGAAGAGGGGGAAAUUACUUCUGAUGAUGAAGAGAAAGCAGCUACUCAAAAUAAAGCUGGUGAAGCGGGCGAAACAAAGGCAAAGGGCACUCGACAGUCCUAUGUGCACAAACCGUACCUGUAUUCUAAGUACUACAGUGACUCUGACGAUGAGUUGACUGUGGAGCAGCGCAGACAGUCUGUGGCCAAGGAAAAGGAGGAAAGACUGUUAAGGCGGCAAGUGAAACGAGAGCGAUUGGAAGAAAAGCGCAAACAAAAAGCAGCGGAGAAAUCCAAGGCUUUGAAAAUGAAGAAUCAAGGUACAUCAAACUCUGUUCAUAAAUCUCCAAAGGAUCAGAAGGCAAAGUCUUCCAGUACGAAAGAGGUUCUCAAAGAACAAAUGUUUUUAGAAAAGAAAGUUGCCAUGAGUAAGAAGAGGAAGAAGGAUAGUAAUGGUUCUUUGAAGAUAAAAACUGAUGUUCUUGAUGAAGACUCUAGAGAUACCCAAAAGUCCAAUGAGUCACAGGAUAGAAUAUCUUCCUCUGCAAAAGACAAUAAAUCUGGAAAGUCUGAUGUCAAAUCCUCCAAAAAAUCACUUGAGCAAGCAGAAGAGAGUAAAAGUGACUCCAAAACCGAAAAAGAGAGUAAAAAGAAAUCCUCUUCAUUUUUAGAAAAAAUACAACAAGAUGCAGGGACACAGGAUACUAGAAAGCAACUAGAGAGACUUGACUCAAACUCUGAAGAAAACCAGAAGGCCAGAACACCCAGCAAACCAGACAAACCUGACAAAUAUUUAAAAAAAGAAAGCAUUGACAUGGAUGCACUGAAUGCAAAGGUUACACCAAGAAAAGAGUCCAAAUCUCAUAGGAGUGAACGAAGUUUCUCAGAGGAUCGUUCCUCCAGGCAAGAAGAGCGGUCAUCCUCAAAGCCUGAAGAGCGUUCAUCUUCCAAACAGGAGGAGCGGGCAUCCUCUAAGCAGGAAGAACGGCCAUCUUCCAGGCAGGAGGAACGUUCUUCCUGCAAGCAAGAUGAGCGUUCAUCCCUUAAGCAUAAGCACAAGACAGAUAAUGGACAAAAACAAGGAAGUGAUGAGUCAGACUCUCAGAAAUCCAAGAGGACCUCCUCAGUUGACAACCACUCACAGAAACGCAGUAAAUCCAGUUCAGAAGAGAGAUCUGAUCGGAAAGGGAAGCAAAAAAGUGACGUAAAGUCAUCUUCGUCCAGUAAAGAAGAAAAAACAUCUGAGCAUGCUACCAAAAAAGAAGAUAGCGCUCGUCGUGAUAGUAGUAAAAAAGACAGACCUCAGUCGUCUGAAAAGUCCAGAUCCGAACACGGUUAUAAACGAUCAGCAAGUGAUUCCAAGGACCACAGAGAAUCUCAAAGUAUUUCUAGGGCGCACGGUUCAACUCAGAAGAAGUCAAAGAAUUCUUUAGAUGAUAAAAAUGAGGCUGACUCUGCCAGUUCUGAUCACUCCAGACAAGAGGAAAACAAAGACAAGAAAAAACUUCAUAGUUCUUCAAAUGAGAGGCUCCAUGUCAAAGCCAAAUUUAAAAGCAGUAGUAGUAAUAAGUUGUCAAAACCAAAUGACCAAGAAGAGGCCGACAGUAAAAAUGAAAAAGAGAGGGUUGCAGUUGACAGUUCUAGUGAAAAGUACAGAAAAUCGAAAUCUGAAGAUAAAGAUGGUGGAGAAAGAAAGGACAAUAAUUCUCAUGCCUCAAGCAGCACAGCAAAAGAAACAAGCCACAAGUCUAAGCAUACAAGUGAUAAAUUAAAGGAAAGGCCUCGUCUUGACAGCAAGGAACAUGGAUCUUCUAAGUUGGACAAGAAAUCAUUUGGGGAAUGCCUCAAGAGUGGUAACUUAAAGCAUAUUCACAAAGAUUCAAAACGGAAGGAAGAAGUAAGGAGAGCAGAUGAAAGAUCUGUAAAGAAUCCAGAUGAAAAAAGAAUUCAGGAACGAAGCAGUAGCUCAGAUGGAAAGCUUGGUAAAAAAACUGAGUCCAAAAGUGAAAUCUCGAAGGAAACGGGCCUAAAGAAAAGCUCCAAGUCCGAAAGUGAAAGUGGUGUUCUCUCAGCUGAAUCAGGAUGUGGUGAGAAUAAAGAUCCCAGAGAGAAUAAGAAACUUGGAAGUCUUGGAAAUGAGAAGGCAUCUGCAGAGGCAAAGGUUACAGAUGCCACAAAAAUAAAUUCUAACGGCAAAUCUCAAUCAGUUUCUGAAACUCCUUCUUCCAAAAAGUCCACGCCACUAAAAUUCAAGUCAAAGCAUGGAAGCUGUGACUUGAAAGACAAAUCUAGUGGUCCCUAUGAAAACCCUUCUACAGCUCUAUUAGUACAUGAUCUUGGUUCCAUCAAAGACUCGGAUACUUCAACCUCUGAGAGCAUCGAUGAAAAUGAAAAGGCUGUCUUCAGUUCAAAAGAUGGUGCUGAUGUUGCAGAGGAGUCGUCUGAUCAAGGAAUGCCUUCUAAAACGGCCAGAAAUGCACAUGGGGAGAGAGAUGAUCUUGCUGGAUCUAGUACAACAAACAGUUCUGCUCAGGAGCAAAUGGUAUCGGCUCCCACCCCACAUAGUAAUGACUAUUCCAGUGUGUCUCCCAGGGAAGUAUAUCCUGAUGUAGCAGACUCAAACGAUGGGGAGAUUUCUACGAGUGACGUAGCAGAAAGCACUGGCAAAUGCUUGGAAGAAAAGAAUACGGAAAGUGCCAAUAUUCCAGUUCAUUUGGAUAUUUCAGAGGUUGAUGAUAUUGUUACAGGAAACGAGGUUGAAGGGGAUGUUUGUGUUAAGGAAAAAGAUUCUUUGUCAGAAAGAAAUGAAAAUGUUUCAGCUGAAGUAGAAGAACAAAGUAGUUCUGCUAAUGUGACUGGCACAGAAAGAAAUGUAGGUAGCAGUAUUCUGGAAACCAAUAACGAGAUUACUGGCGUUACCCCUAGAGAGGGCAAUGAGAGUAGAAAGGAAGCUGAGCAUGAUGCAACUGCUACCUCUUCCAGUUUCGUAAUAGAAAAUGAGUUAAGACAAGGUGUUGAGGAUACUGCAUCGUCUUCCAGCACACCAGUUGAUAACGGUACAGACGAUACUUGCAUGGAAAUGGAAGGGGCAAAUCUGGAUAACAGCAGGGAAUACACCUCUUCAGCUUCUGCAGAUGGUAAUAUUGUUGAAGAUGAUGGAGACGUUGCAAUGUUAUCAGAGAAUAGCUUUGAAGACACUGCUACUUCGUCAAGCUCUGAUCGGAAACAUUACAAUGAGGAUAGCUUGGAGCCCUUGCUGUCGGAAAAAGGGAGAGAAAGUACUGCCACUUGCUCUCAGAGUACAACCGAUUUGGUGCCAGAAAAAAUUGGUAAUGUUACCUUUAAAGCUGCUACUUCUUCAAGCGCCCAUAGAGAACUUUCACAAAAUGCCCACGAAAAUGCUGCAUCUUCUUCUGACAAUGCAGAAAGAAGUAAUAUUGAGUUAGAAGUUUUAAGUAAUGUCAGUGAAACUGCCACUUCGUCUGAUGCCAAUGCAGAAAGUGCUAGCUCUUGUAGAGCUGAAAUUGUUAGCCAUGUAGCAACGUCUUCUGAAAACGAUGAAACGGUUGAUAUUUCUGGAAAUAUUGCAGCUCAGUCAGCUACCUCAUCAAGCUCUUCAGCAGGUAUUCACUAUGGCCUUGGACUUUCAGAAAGGCAUACAGCCACCUCAUCAAGCAGUAUGAUUAAUAGUAGUAGAGAACUAAACUUUGAUGGCUCUUUGGUUUCCUCUGAAAUAGAUAAUGAAAACCUAGCAGCAUCAUCCAGCAAUGUAAUGGAUGGCAGUAUAGGCGAUGAUUCCAGUGAAUGGCUUAAAGAUGCUUCAGAAAGAGAGGGUGAAGAUGCAGCAAGUUCUUCCAGCAACCUUCCAAGUACUUGCAGAAACAAACCUAACUUUGGUAAUGUAGAAGAUAGUAAGAAUACUAGAGCCACCUCAAGCACCCAGCAAGAUGGUGUAAAUGAAGCGGGUAUCUCCUCAGGCACAAUAAAAGAAUAUCCAGGAAACUCAUCUGAUCUUGCCAUGGAUAGCAGCACUGAAGCAUCGAUUUCAGUCAGCAGUGAAUUUUAUUCUGGUAGAGCCACGGGGUGUUCCAGCAGUAGGGGGGAUCAAAGCCCUGGGAAUGAUAAAUAUUUGGAACAGACGAAGGAGAAAGACAAUGCAGCGUCUUCCAGUAGUGGAGCAUCUUUAUCUCAAACACAGACUGCAGGUGAUGAAGCGGCAUCCUCUUCAAGCUCUUUUACAAGUAGUGACACUCAGCACAGACAUAUUAGAAGCACAAUAAACUCUGACAACCCAGAAGCCACAGCAUCAUCAAGCUUUGCUACCAAUAGCAGUAGCGAGCAGUAUUUUAGAACUUCUCCAGGAAACAGCUCUGAUACUACAGCAACUUCAUCUAGCAGUUCAGUUACCAGUGGAACCUUCACAGAUGUAAAUCGCAACAACACACAACCCACAGCAUCAUCAAGUGUUUCAAUGGACAGCAGUACCGGCGAAGAUCUGAACAUGGGUGUUGCACAUUUGUGCAGCAGAACAAAUACUGCAACAUCCUCUAACAUUAUGGACAGUGCUGGUCUGGAACACGUUUCAAAAGAAAGAGGACCUGCCUCCUCAAGUAUAAUGGGAGUAGACCGAACUGAAGAGAAUGUCGAAGGUAUUAUUUUUGCAGAUAAAGUUAAUGAACAAGCAGCUACAUCCAGCAAUUUGAUGGACAGCAGUAUGGAAGAUGAUAAAGCAUGUGAUGCUCUUUCCAAUAAUAACCCCUAUGCCACAACAUCCACAGGCACAAACAUUGAUUUGGAUAAAGAUAUGGAUGAUGGGUGUGAUGUUAAUAGUGAAGCUGCAGCAGCCAGUUCAAGCAAUACAGUGGGCUCACCACUGAACGAUGGUCACGACAAUGCAACCUCAUCAGAUUAUACAAUGGAUAGUGGUGUGGAAGGUGUGGGACAGGCUUUAAGCCUGUCAAAGAAUAUUGAAGCUGCCAGUUCUUCAAGUAUUUGCGAUGUCAGGGUCCAAGAUAUUGUCACUGAUGCAUCUGUUAACCGACCAGUGGGCGAUGAUGCCACAACCUCUUCCAGCAUUGAAAGGAAAAAUGAGCUAGUUGGUGGCAUUCAUGAAAGUCAUAGCAAUGAAAGCAGUUCUAGAUCUAUAGAGAUGGCUGCUGAGUCAAGUUUUGUUGCCAACCAUAGUAGUAAUGCUAUUUCUGGCACAAUACAAGAAGCUGCUGCUCCAUUACGGGCAGAUGAGGAUGAUGGACAUGUUGAAAUGAAUGCCACUGAUGGGACAAAUUCAGUAAGUUAUGAAAAUAAUGAUGAAAAAGAGGACACCGUCAGUAGUGCCAGCUCUGAAGAACAAAGGUUUGUUGGCAAUUCAUCUAGACAGGCCACAAGGCAGCUUGGGGAUGGCGAAACUGAUAGUACUGUCACCAGUGCUGGCACAGAUGCACAAGAGUCAUCUGUGAAUAGUGAAAAUUCUGAAGCAUCUGAUCAUGUUACCUUUGCAGAUAAAGAAGUCAAUAAUGUUGAUGUGAGCAAUGUGGAAGCCAACGUUGCUGUUGAGGAAGCUUCUGUUUCCCAUGCAAGUGAUCAAGAUUUCAAUGAUCAAGUAUCUGAAGCAUCUGCAGACAACAAAAUGGCUGAAGAAUCUGAAGACGUAUCUGUCGAAAAUGAAAUGAUUGCAAAUGUAGGUACUGAAAAUGAAGUUGCACAGACUAGUCAGUCAAUAACGGAAGAAGGUGAAGGGGCUGUUACGAGUACGGGUAUAACCGAAGAAAGCUAUGGUGAUAAAGUUUUGCAAGGACAAGAUGAAGUUGCAUGUUCUGAAGAGACUGAAUCAAAUGAAAGUGGCAGUAUGAACAUGGCUGAAAACCUUGGCCCUAGAGCCAUUACUGAAGAUGAUGAAAGUGCCAUCACAAGCACUGGUGCUAAAGAGGAUGAGGAAGAGGGUGAAGGAUUUGUUACAAGUUCUGGGACACCAGGUGAGGAAUCUUCAUUUUCAAACACUGUGGAACACAGCUCCCCUACUUCUGCUGAACAACCUAAAGAAAGCAUAGCAAAUGCAGAUGAAGAAACGGCGGUGGAAAUGGAGGAAUUAAGCUCUGAAAAUCUUGAGUGUGUUACAAGCUUCACCACGACACCUCUAGAGAAUAAUUCUUCUCACCCCAGAGAAGAAGAAAGCACACCCUCUCCUUCAGGCAAAAAUAUUUUGGUGCCCGAAAAUGUUUUAUCUGUUACAACCCAAAAUUCGGAUUUGGAGACGGAAAAAAAAACGGAAACUCAAGAAUUCUCAAGUUUAGAUAUUUCUGAGGGGUCUCCAGGUUGUCCAGUGCAGAGCAAUGAAAUCUUGCUUGACUCUGAUUUAAAUCGUGGCACUCCACAUUCUGAAAUGGCAGAUGAGUUGUGUGUAGAAAGCUUGUCUCAGUCAGUUGGUGAUGUCUUGCAUGAGGCCAGCACUCCAUCAGAAGAACAUUUAGAGCACAGCAAAGCACAAACACCUUCAAAAGACCACCCUGACGCCCCUCUUACAGAGGAAGACUCGGCUUGCAUAUUGGAUAAAGAUAAUGUUGGUUUAAACAUUCCUUCAGAAUCUGAAAGAACUUCUGAUGUUUUAAAUGCAUCAAGUGGUGAUCGUGAUGAUCCUGCAGGUCAAUCUACAAACUCGGAUGUGAUUUUUACACAAGUAGAAGAAACACAAAAUGCUACCUCAUCUAAUGCCUCUGAAGAUGCUGUCCCUAACUCGGAUAAAGAAUGUGCCCCGCAAAGUGAACAAUCUCAACCAGAAAUCGAAGCUCAUGUGCAGGUCUUAAAAGAUCCAGAAAACACUGAGGUGGAAAGGCCAGACAAGAGUGAAAAGCUUGAUGAACCCGAAGAAUGUGCCCUGCAAGGUGAACAAUCUCAACCAGAAGUCGAAGCUCAUGUGCAGGUUUUAAAAGAGCCAGACAACGCUGAGGUGGAAAAGCCAGAAAGCGCUGAGGUGGAAAAGCCAGAAAGCGCUGAGGUGGAAAAGCCAGAAAGCGCUGAGGUGGAAAAGCCAGAAAGCGCUGAGGUGGAAAAGCCCGACACCGCUGAGGUGGAAAAGCCCGACACCGCUGAGGUGGAAAAGCCCGACACCGCUGAGGUGGAAAAGCCCGACACCGCUGAGCUGGAAAAGCCCGACACCGCUGAGGUGGAAAAGCCCGACACCGCUGAGGUGGAAAAGCCCGACACCGCUGAGGUGGAAAAGCCCGACACCGCUGAGGUGGAAAAGCCCGACACCGCUGAGGUGGAAAAGCCCGACACCGCUGAGGUGGAAAAGCCCGACACCGCUGAGGUGGAAAAGCCCGACACCGCUGAGGUGGAAAAGCCCGACACCGCUGAGGUGGAAAAGCCCGACACCGCUGAGGUGGAAAAGCCCGACACCGCUGAGGUGGAAAAGCCCGACACCGCUGAGGUGGAAAAGCCCGACACCGCUGAGGUGGAAAAGCCCGACACCGCUGAGGUGGAAAAGCCCGACACCGCUGAGGUGGAAAAGCCCGACACCGCUGAGGUGGAAAAGCCCGACACCGCUGAGGUGGAAAAGCCCGACACCGCUGAGGUGGAAAAGCCCGACACCGCUGAGGUGGAAAAGCCCGACACCGCUGAGGUGGAAAAGCCCGACACCGCUGAGGUGGAAAAGCCCGACACCGCUGAGGUGGAAAAGCCCGACACCGCUGAGGUGGAAAAGCCCGACACCGCUGAGGUGGAAAAGCCCGACACCGCUGAGGUGGAAAAGCCCGACACCGCUGAGGUGGAAAAGCCCGACACCGCUGAGGUGGAAAAGCCCGACACCGCUGAGGUGGAAAAGCCCGACACCGCUGAGGUGGAAAAGCCCGACACCGCUGAGGUGGAAAAGCCCGACACCGCUGAGGUGGAAAAGCCCGACACCGCUGAGGUGGAAAAGCCCGACACCAGUGAAAAGCUUGAUGAACCCGAAGAGUCCAAACAUAUGAAAGAAGAUAAAAGUGUAAAGGAGGAGGAGAAAAAAAUAGAAUCACAGCCUGCUGCAAAGUCUGAAGAGGAACCACCUAAGAGAAAACGAGGGCGACCUCCAAAGAAGCGUACCCUGUCUUUAUCCACAAGCACAGAUGCUGAAGUGAAAAAAGUAAGUUCUGAAGAACAACAUGCUGUCCGUCAAAAAAGACAAACUGAGGAUGAAGCCAGUUUGAAUGAAGGCGCUUCUGAUCAAGAGAAGAAAGAUAAAGAGUCCAAAAAAUCUGAGGUUGCAGAUUCUGAAAGAAGUCCUGGAACUGUACCGCGAAGAGGAAGAAAAAAGAGACGUUCACAAAGUUCUUCUGAUAAUGAAGGCUCUGAUCCAGAGAAAAAGCGUAAGAAAACAGAAAGUGCUGAAGAGGAUGAUAAAGAGGAUGAAGAUCAGGAGGAUAGUGAGAGCGAAGAUGAUGAAGAAACGCCUAGAAGGGCAACUACAAGAGCUGCAUCCCGACUGGAAGCCCAGAGUAAAAAGCCAACAACCCGAGCAGCUGCAAAAUUAAACCCUGAACCAUCUUCCUUUGCUAAUAGACGGCGUAAAAUUAAGUCUCCUGAGUCCAAGACUGGAAAAACAGCAAAGCGGUCAAGCCCACAUCAGACACCGCAAGCAAGUGGAACAAAGAGGAGGAGAGAAGCCAGCCCGCCAACACCAAGGACUAGAGGGCGGCACAGUUCAGGAGAAACGGCAGGGAAAAAAAUGAAGCGCCAAUGAUUGUAUAAAUUUCAUAGGUCUCUUUUGUAGUAUUCUAAUUUAAUACACUGUAAAAAGUUUGGUGUCAAAAAAGGUGCUUAGAAAUGUAAAUUACUAUACAAUAUUAAUGCCAUUCUAUGGGGGAAAUGUUUCAUAUUUUGUUUAGCUGUAUGUAGGAGCCCCUCCCCCCACUUCAUCGUAACUCCGGAUUUAUUAAAUGUACAGAAGAUUCACUUAGGUCUCAGAUAUAAAAACUGAAGAGCAGCAAAGAAAAGUCAUAGCCUGUAGAAGCCAAUCAGUUCCCAUCUGUGAUUUUUCUCAUGCAAGUUAGAAAGCGAAGCACCUGGUUGCUAUAGACAACCACUUAAAUCCUUUCCACUAGUUUUUCUGAGGUCUGUAGUGUAGCUGCAAUAUAUAUGUAUAAAUAUGUAAGAUAUAGUUUGAAGAAUUAUAAACGGAAGGCAUUGGGCAGUAUUUCUAAACCUCUUGGGUUUAUAAAUUCUCACUUUUUUUUCAUUUUUUUUUUUUUUCAUGGACCAUCAUUCUCAAUAGUACAUGUAUUUAAGGAAUGUAUAAACUUUUAAAGGUAAUGCUCACUAAAGGGGUUUCAGGGGUUGGUUGAGAAAGUAGGUGUGGUGUUUAAAUGUCAUUCAUCUCUGUACUGUGCACAUUAGAUCUGAUCUUCCUCCAGCCACUUCUGCCAAAGUGUUGGAGAUUCUGAAGACUUCUGUAGAUCUAGUAGGCCUCCAUGGUCUGCUUGGAGACACUGCCAAGUUGCCCAUUCAAUGUACAGUGAAAGAUCUUCCUGCUGGCUUCUUCCAUCUCUCAGCAAGGUAAACUUGGCCCAUUCAUACCCCCUCACCGCAUUCUGUUGGGCUUUUAAAGAUGGGGAGCAUGUGGUCUCCCCCCAUGUGACGGUGUUCAUAAGUGGUCAGUCACCAGGCUGGAACACUGUCAUGUGGAGGCGGCUAUGAUGCUAUUCCCCUAGGUAAGCUCUGACAUCGGGGUUUGCCCAGAGUGAACUGAGGUGGGGAAGUGACGAGAAAGCUUGCAUUUCAUGGGAUUACCUUGCUGGAAGGGAGAAAGAGAGGCACUGUCACUCUAUGCUGAAUGGGAACUAACUCUUUAAAUACAGCUAGAAGUAGCUGUAGAAAGUUUAGAGAAACGGAUGCAUUAAAGAAAAGUGCCUUCAUGUUGGGUGUAGUUAGUCAGAAAUGCCAGUGACUCAAAAUUCACUGAAAUUAAAGACUUGAUUUGCUAUAUGUUCAC